AUGCCGUUUGCGUACCUUCGCAAGCAGCGGGAAUCCGCUUCUCUGCACGGGAACCCUGCACCACGCGGAGUGUCGCUUGGCAAGGCGGUUCGGAUCGCACUGGUGGCGGUAGUGCUGGUGCCGUUGGCGCUGUGGCUUCCGUGGCUGCACUCGGCACUUGGACCUUCUGGUCUGCCGGACCAUUGGGUGCGAUCCUCGCCCGGGCUGGAAUCGGAAUGCGGUACGGUUACGCACGAUGGGGCGGCGCUAUUGUACUGCGAAGACAUCGAGGCGAUCCCGGGCACGAGCACGGUGCUGGUUAGCUGUGACGCCAACCGGCCACGCUGGAACACCGUCAUGGGACCCCUGACCGAUCCUGGACCGCGAGGAACAUUGUAUGCAUACUCGCUCAAUGGCUCGAAGCAAGCAGUGCCGGUGGAGUUGACAGGCUAUCCACGAGAGAAGGACUUCCACCCGCUGGGCAUGUCGAUGUUCACGGGAAGCAAAGGGACGAGGCUGUUUGUGGUCAACCACGCGCGCGAUCGCAGUACAGUCGAAGUGUUCGACCUCGUCCUGGAGAAAGAGGGGUGGGUGGCCAAGUGGGUGCGCGAUGUGGUGCAUGUAGUUGCGACGCAUACGCCCAACUCGAUCCAUGCGCUGUCAUCCACCUCGUUUGUAGUCACCAACGACCACCUCUUUGCACGUCGACCCGGCCCACUCGCACACACACUUGCGCUGCUACACCAUCUGUUCCUCGGUCCGUACGAUGAGUGUCGCAGCGAUGUACUCACAUGGACGUUGCUUCAGGUUGCCAAGGUGUUGACCCACCGCGGGGUGGCUGCACGCCUUGCGCAGAUCGAAACCCUCCUCGGCCUCCCGCUUGGCUGGGUAUCUUUCGUUGACCUCACCACCGACGUCGAUGCGCGCAUCCUCGCACGAGGCAUCCCCUUCGCAAACGGCAUCACCCUCACGCCCGACAACAAGCUCGCGGUAGCAGCAACCACCUACCCCGGCAUCUACUUCUACUCCUACUCCCCACCGCAUUCCUCCUCCAGCCCACUACACUUGCACAGUAAGCUUCACCUCCCCUUCCGCGUGGAUAAUCUCGCUCUCUCUGUACCCCCUCGGUCUGCGGGAGACGAUGCAUGGGGAGGGCGGGUGUUGUUGGCAACGGGUCAUCCGGCGCCUUUGAAGCUCAUGGCCAUGUCGCGCAAUGUGACCAACCGUGCUCCGAGCUGGAGUGUAGCCAUCACCCCCUUUUCGGGCGCCGACGAGUGGGAGGACAAAGCAGCCCCGCUACCAGCACACCGCUUUGUGCUCAGCCAUAAUCCCGCCUGGUCAGUCCGAACCCUCUUCCAAUCCAACGCCUCCCCUGCCACCCCCGACCGGCAGAGCCUAGCUUCGAGCGCAAGCACGUUCUACCGCCCCUACGACCACCACCCGCAUGCAGGCACCUUGCUCGUCUCCGGUCUGUACGAUUCCCUCCUCCAAUGCUCCAAUGUCUCCACCUAA
Molecule: messenger RNA, 1491 nt
Organism: Moesziomyces aphidis
Lineage: Eukaryota; Fungi; Basidiomycota; Ustilaginomycetes; Ustilaginales; Ustilaginaceae
Source: the annotation of a GenBank genome assembly